Bactrocera tryoni is the source of this 1442-nucleotide messenger RNA. RefSeq names its product SET and MYND domain-containing protein 5 (gene Smyd5). Lineage: Eukaryota; Metazoa; Arthropoda; Insecta; Diptera; Tephritidae. Gene Ontology annotation, molecular function: histone H4K20 methyltransferase activity; protein binding. Bases 102 to 1280 code for a protein of 392 amino acids. The transcript is spliced from 6 exons. The record is from RefSeq and is a predicted model, not a curated record.
UCGCCAUUAACGAAAUCAAAACAAUAUCACCGGGUUAUAGUCAACUAAUCACCACGUUUAGCCUCUAAUUAAAAGGAGAGUAUUUUGGGGAUAUUGAAGCCAUGUAUACAUUCGAAAUUAAAGAAAUUCCCGGCAAGGGACGGUCUAUGAUCUCGACAAAAACGUUUGCUAUUGGUGAAACUAUUUUCGAGGAGGAGCCCUUUGUGUCACGACAGUUCUCUUGGAAUGCUGCUUAUGGGUAUAAAGCUUGUGAUCAUUGUAUGCGACCUUUAGAAACAGUUUUAGAAAAUGUGCGUCGAUUGGCUAAUAACAAUGCAUUGGUAGUGCCUUUGCCAGAAUACGAUCCAACAACACCAUGGCUGCAACAAUUUACACAAUGUCCCAAUUGUAAAGUUCGGUACUGUUCCGAGGAUUGUCGUAUGGAGGCUUUAAAUAAAUAUCAUCGUAUAGCUUGUAUGGGUGCUUUCCAUACAGAUGACACGCACCCAAUAAACGCAUUGAAUGAAAUAUGGAAAAAAAUGCAUUAUCCGCCGGAAACUGGUACAAUUAUGUUAAUUGUUCGUUUAAUGGCCAUGUAUAAGCAAAGUAACAACAAAGAGCAGUUUCUCCAGUCGCUUCAAUCCUUCCAAUCGCUAAUAGUUAAUACAGAACAAAAAAUAUAUCACAAAAUGUUGGGGGAACACUUUGAACAACAAAUGGAACAACUUUUUGUAGCAUUUUGUAGAGCAUUUGCGGACGAGGAAUUAGCUGCUUUCACCAACGCGGAGGCUUUUAAGGCAUUAAUGGGCAUGAUUGGCACAAACAGUCAGGGCAUUGCGACGAGUCCGUUGGCGGAAUGGGUGAAAAAAGUGAGCGAUUUACCAAUGCCUGAAGGUGAUAAGACAAAACUUGACGAAUAUAUUGAUGAUAUUUACAAUAAAGUGGGAGAAUUCGCGGGCGAAUUUCUCAACACUGAGGGUGCUGGACUUUAUCUACUUCAAAGCAAGAUUAACCACAGUUGUGUACCAAACGCUCAUUCGACAUUUCCUUAUUCAAACGACAUAGUUGUGUUGAAAGCGGUAGCACCUAUACAAGUUGGUGAAGAAAUUUGCAUAUCUUACUUGGAUGAGUGCCAGCUGGAGCGCAGCAGACAUUCGAGACAAAAAAUUCUUAAAGAAAACUAUAUUUUUGUAUGCCAAUGUCCUAAAUGUCAAUCGCAAAGUACCGACCCCGAUGAAACAAGCGAAGAUGAGGAUGACGAUAUGGAUAUGGACGAUGACGAUGCGGAUAUGUCGGAUUAACUACACAUUUGUUUUAUACAUUUCAUAUGUAGGUACAUAUUAUUGUAAGAAUUGAACUUACAAUACAAUGGAUCAUAUGUACAUUGAAUUUUGUUCACAAUUUACAUAAAACUUUGUUAUAAGCGAAUUAAACAGUAAAAUUACACUAAAAUAUUUGUUAAA